AUGCCCAAACGGAAAGCUCCUCCCAAAAUUUCUGGUCUAUUGGGCUCAGACGAUGAGGACAUCAUGCAAGUCGAAGCAACAGAAGAACAAGAAACCCACGAGCCUCCCGCCAAAAGACAAAGAGGCAGACCGCGUACCUCAAACGAGAAUGUGAUCGAAACCAAACCUACCAAACCUGCUACCCGAACAAGAAAGCAGCAAGCAGCUGCGGCUGCGGCUGAGCCAGAACCCCCUGCAGACAAAAAGCCCGCCCGCCGAGGGCGACCCAGAGGAAGCAGCCGUGCAGCGCAAGACGCGGAAACGUCUAUACAGGCAACCAAGGUGGAGGCUAUGAUGCCCGAACAAGACGAUGCAGACAACCAGGAGAAUGAAGACCCACGUGUCUCAAGAAAUACAAAGAAGCAGCCGCCCGAGACCACGAAGGCUGCCCCAGCACGCGGUCGGGGACGGCCUCGUGCGGUCAGUACACAGCUCCAAACAGAUGGUGAAUUUCAGUUUACCCCAAGCGGCUCUCGGCACGUUAGUUUCCAGGAAACCCACAUAGAGCAAGCCGACCCGAGCCCUCUUGCUCGUGCAGCGAGCCAGGGAAGAAACGAACCUGAGGUCGAAGAUUCUCAGCAGACUGAGCAACCCGCAGAGCUCGUGGAUGGGGCUAUCAUUCACGAGGAACCGGCCUAUAAUCCCAAAUCGAUGUCCCCCGCGAAGAACGCUCGUUCUCGGUUAUCUAUGUUACGCAACUCACAGGAUUCUUCUCCUCGUAAACGCAAGCUUGGGGGCACCGACUCCGAGCAGGGAGACCCAGAGCUGAGGCGCAGGCUGGGAGAACUGACCAAGAAGUAUGAUUCUUUGGAGAGUAAAUACCGCAAUUUACGGGAGAUUGGGAUUGUCGAAGCCAACACCAACAUGGAGAAACUGCGAAAGCAGAGUGAAGCUGUCACUACAGCAUCGAAUGAAUUGGUUGCCUCGCUCAAGUCCGAAAUUGAUGCUCAGCGAAAGCUAGGACUACAGAGCCGUGGACUCCAGAAACAACUCAAAGAACGUGAUGAUGAAUUAGCUCGACUCACAUCUAGCGGCAAUGAGGCACGAGCACAGCUUGCGUCUGCUCAGUCUGAGGUCAAAGCUUUACAGACCAAGCUUGCUGCGGCACGAAACACAGCUGCCAGUCUCGAGGGAGCUGCGAAGGUUCCCGGCAGUGCCAUCAAGGGCGGCGCCGCUAACCGUGCUAAUGCACUUGCCACCGCUGAAGCGGCGCAGGCUUCACAGCUCGCCCAAUUAAAAGAAGACUUAUAUAGCGAUUUAACCGGAUUGAUCGUUCGUGAUGUCAAGAACAGGGAGUCAGAUUACUUAUACGAUUGUAUCCAGACUGGAAUCAACGGAACUCUUCACUUCCAUCUUGUCGUGCCAAAGGUCUCCGCUGAUUAUGACAAAACCGAGUUCCAAUACCUGCCUCACUUAGACCCUAACCGCGAUCGCGACCUGGUCAACUUGCUACCAGACUUCUUGACCGUGGAUAUCACCUUCGUCCGCGGACAAGCAGCCAAAUUUUAUACGCGCGUCAUUGAUGCCCUCACAAAGCGUCGGUCUCUUCCAGCGCAAUAG
Penicillium concentricum is the source of this 1599-nucleotide messenger RNA. Its product is annotated as putative chromosome segregation protein (Pcs1). NCBI's taxonomy places the organism in Eukaryota, Fungi, Ascomycota, Eurotiomycetes, Eurotiales, Aspergillaceae. Bases 1 to 1599 code for a protein of 532 amino acids. The transcript has 3 exons. Gene Ontology annotation, molecular function: protein binding; microtubule site clamp; DNA binding. Gene Ontology annotation, biological process: meiotic sister chromatid segregation; attachment of mitotic spindle microtubules to kinetochore; homologous chromosome segregation. The record is from RefSeq and is a predicted model, not a curated record. Gene Ontology annotation, cellular component: nucleolus; mitotic spindle; chromosome, centromeric core domain.